This is a messenger RNA of Fonsecaea pedrosoi CBS 271.37, 1455 nucleotides long. RefSeq lists its product as uncharacterized. NCBI's taxonomy places the organism in Eukaryota, Fungi, Ascomycota, Eurotiomycetes, Chaetothyriales, Herpotrichiellaceae. Gene Ontology annotation, cellular component: membrane. Bases 1 to 1455 code for a protein of 484 amino acids. Gene Ontology annotation, molecular function: transmembrane transporter activity. Gene Ontology annotation, biological process: transmembrane transport. The record is from RefSeq and is a predicted model, not a curated record. The transcript has 9 exons.
AUGAUUGAGGACUUGAAGCCAUCUCAAAUGUCGACUUCCAAGAGCACUGAUUUCCCAUUGACGCAGGUUGGGAGCUUGUCUGGCGAGAUUGAGGAAUUGCCAGGAUCCGGUGUGAAGAAGAGCUUGUUGUGGAAGCUUGACUUGAUCAUCUUGCCUGUGCUUGCCAUGAUCUACUUCACCAACAGUCUCGACCGAGCCAAUCUGGGAAACGCAAAGACCGAUGGCAUCGAAAAGGACCUUCACUUUGGGGCGAAUCAGUACUCAUUGGUCUUAACGUUGUUCUACAUUCCUUAUGGUCUCCUGAAUAUCCCUACCACGAUUCUGGCGAAGCGCUUCAGCCCGGCCAACGUUAUUCCGAUUCUCAUGUUUGGUUGGGGUGCUGUGUCUCUUGGGGCUGCCGCAGCGAAGAACUUUGGUGGUAUUGCCACAACAAGAAUUCUGCUGGGAGUCGCGGAGGCUGGAUUUUUCCCGUCAGCCAUUUACUACCUGUCGAUGUUCUAUACUCGGCAUGAAAUUGCGAAAAGAAUUUCGUUAUUUUACAUGAUGGGCUUUGUGGCAAAUGCUUUUUCCGGAUUGAUUGCCUAUAGUGUCUUUCAAUGGCAUAAAAAGCUUCACAAUUGGCAAUAUCUUUUCAUCAUCGAGGGGAGCCUCACGGUUUUUCUGUCCCUCGUAGCAUUCACAAUCCUGCCUCGAAGUUUGACUGCCUCGAGGUAUUUUAGCCAGGAAGAGAAGGACUAUGGCAGACUGCGGCUGCAGAGGGAGUUUGAGAUUGAGCCAAUCAAGUUUUCAUGGUCCGCAGCGCUGAAACCACUGUUGAACUGGCACACGUGGAUGUUUGGGGCCAUGUCGCUGUGCUACGGAGUCGCGGCGGCCACUCUGUCCAAUUUCUUGCCUACCCUCAUCAAGCGAUUGAAGCCAGACACAGUCCAAGCCAAUCUCUUCACGAUCGCGCCCAACCUCAAUGGAGCGGUGUGGAUCGUGGUCGUCUGCUGGAUUUCUGACCGGUUUCAAGCUCGGGGGAUCUGGUCAGUCGUUACCAUGGGGACAUCUAUGAUCGGCUUCAUCUGCCUGGGUUCGGUCGAUCUUGUCCACAAGACCGGAGUGGGAUACUUUUUCACGUUCCUGUUGACAUUUGGUACAUUCACACCGGCCGUGUUGGUUCCUGCCUGGGCGACCAGCAACAUAACUUCCAAUUCAGCGCGUGCCACCACUCUUGGCCUGCUCGUGGGGCUCCAGAACAUUGCAGGAAUCAUCUCGUCGUAUGCGUUUCGAAGCCAGGAUGCGCCGGUCUAUCGACCCGCACUGAUCGUCUCAGGCUGUUUUCAGGGCGGCAUGCUCCUGACCGCGUCGUUUGCCUGGUUUUACUACCGACGCGUCAACCGGCAGCUGGACAGUGGGAAGAGGACGUCGGUUCGGGGCAUGGAGCAGAAUCCAGACUUUCGAUACGUGCUCUAG